UUGGAUAAAAUUAAACAUUUAACGAAGCAUCUAAAGGAAAUGCAGACACAAUUUGAUAAGGAACGAAGUCAAUUGCAAGCCCAAUUCGAACAAGCACAAAAGCAGCACAAACUUGAUAUGCGGGCACUAAAACAACGCCUAACCAAAUUGCGUAGUCAGAUAGAAAAGUGGCACAGAGAUCAUAGUAGUGAACACAGUGAUCAUAGUAGUGAACACAGUGAUCAUAGUAGUGAACACAGUGAUCAUAGUAGUGAACAUAGUGAUCAGAGUGAUCAGAGUAGUGAACACAGUGAUCGUAGUAGUGAACAUAGUGAUCAGAGUAGUGAACAUAGUGAUCAUAGUAGUGAACACAGUGAUCAUAGUAGUGAACAUAGUGAUCAGAGUGAUCAGAGUAGUGAACACAGUGAUCAUAGUAGUGAACAUAGUGAUCAGAGUAGUGAACAUAGUGAUCAGAGUAGUGAACACAGUGAUCAGAGUAGUGAACAUAGUGAUCAGAGUAGUGAAGACAGUGAUUAG
Didymodactylos carnosus is the source of this 516-nucleotide messenger RNA. Lineage: Eukaryota; Metazoa; Rotifera; Eurotatoria; Philodinida; Philodinidae. The record is from the annotation of a GenBank genome assembly.